Molecule: messenger RNA, 3093 nt
Organism: Tilletiaria anomala UBC 951
Lineage: Eukaryota; Fungi; Basidiomycota; Exobasidiomycetes; Georgefischeriales; Tilletiariaceae
Exons: 4
Coding region: 213-2957 (914 amino acids)
Biological process (GO): protein ubiquitination
Cellular component (GO): cytoplasm
Molecular function (GO): ubiquitin protein ligase activity
Source: RefSeq, a predicted model, not a curated record
CCAGCUCCAUUCCUUGACGUGCUGCUAACUGCAGCCUCAUCCGCACCCUCUCUGCCUGGCACCCUUUCAUUCAUACCCUCUCACGAUUCGCCGCUCGCAACGCGGCAACAGAUUCCAUCCAGAUCCAUUGGUGGUCAGUCGGUAAAAGCGCACCGUGCUGAACCGGCCUACAUCUCUCUCCAUCGCCUGUGGCCGAAAGCCAGUCUGGCGCAAUGCUCGGCCUCUUGAGCCGCGUUCGUCCGCCUACCCAGGAGUUUGAUCGUGAAUCUUCAGCAGAUGCUCUCCAGCCAGCCAGUGGCUAUGCAGCCCGCACAUCAUCCAGUGCAUAUGCAGGCGAAUCCAGUCCAAGCGCCGGAGCAGCGCCGGCUCUACCUACAUCGUUCGAAACCAGCGCUGGACAGGCUGGCAACGCUCUCGCCGUCCCCGACUCAGCCACGACCUCGCACCUACCCAAUGCCAACGCCAACACCACUAGCAGCGGCAACCGGCGCCAACUGAACUUUUCCGAGGCAUCCACCGUCUCCCCACCCACUCAGGAGCGGCGUGGUAGCCACGGAAGGGAGGCCUCCGGGCGGUCCAUCCGCUCCGCUCUCUCCGCCAUUUCGCUCGCCAACCUGCGAGAACGCGAUCGUGAGGCAAUGCUCUCCACCAUCGAGAGGCGCCACGUGCAGGUGUCAUUGCACAGACCGCAGCAGCAGAUGAACGGCGAUGAUCCGCUCGCGCUAAUGGAGGCUGGUUUCGCCGACCGCCCGCCUUUUCCCUUGCAGAUGAUGCGGCAGCAACUGGCGAACGGCGGAGCAGCAGCAGGCGCCGUUGCCGCCGUGCCACCGUCUGCGUCCGAGCUGGCGGUCCAAUCCGCGCUCUUGGGCCCGGCAGGCCGCUCUCAGGUAGUAGCGUCGGAACGCAAGCGCCAAGCGAGCAGGCGCGAGCGCGACGAAGCUGCCACGCUAUUUGGGCCGACGCUGAGUAAUUACUUUGGCACUGGAAGCUCCUCGAGCGGGGCCGUCAACGGGCGGAGCUUUAGCACCGUCGUCGGGUCCGGCGGGACCGCUAUCGGCGCUGCCGGCGGCUCACCGGCCGCAAAUGCGAAUUUGGCUUCGCCGGGUCUGGCUGCAGGGGGUGCAAGCGGUGCGUUCGGCUCGCGGUGCGCACGCCUCGGCAGUCGAGGACGUGCACGCGGCGCCUCCUUGAGUGGCCUCAGCAUGGUGUCACUAGGAGCAGCUACGGACAGUGGCAGCUCCAACUUGGUGCAAGGAGUAGGGAUAGAGGCUGCAGCGGGCGUCGCCGUUACUUCCGCAGUGCCAACCGACCUUGAGCCACCGAGCAUCGUCAGCGGGCAGCAGGAGCGCGACGAGAACGUCAGCAUGGCGGAUGGGAUCGAGCUGGGCACGCUGGCGCGAUGGGUAGAUCGGACUGUGGGCUUGUUGCCCGCGCUCGGCGCUACCUCCCCUAUUCCUCCUCCUUCUACUGCUCCUGUUGCUCCGGCUACAACGGAAGCUCUGGACACUCGCAGAUCCCCGGCGAGUGCUCUGCGGUCGGGCGCUGUGGGUGCCACUGUCGCGCUGCCCCCCGCGCCAGUGGUCUGCACGACAUUGCAGUCGUACGUGAACCUCAAACGCAAUACCGUCCGCUUGGCGCCGAGCGUGCAUGCUGCCCGUGCGCCGCACAGUUCAAAGGCAGCAACGGUAGCAUUGGCGCCGAAGACGAACGGUGCGCCGGCGGCGUCGGGCAGGACGCCGGUCAUUGGAGCAGGGCCAUUGUCGAGCGACGCCACCGCCGUGGCUGCCGGCCUCCCGCCGCCGACACAUACGCUGCAGUUCGAAUACGACUGCGCGGCGCCGUUCGCCUCGGUGCACAUCUUCCUGCGCGCUUCGCGCAAGCACGGAUCCUGGGCAAGCUACAUCCCGCGUGCGGCGGAAGAGGAUGUAAAAAAUGGUGCUGAGGAAUGGCAGGCAGGCGGCGCGAGCGGGCCAGAGGCGGAAAAGUACCUAGGGGAGCGCGGGAUGCCGCCGCAGCAUGUCUUGGGCUUCCUUGUUCAUGGGGCUACCCUCAAGAAAGGCUUUGCGGCCAAAGCGCAAGCCGACCUUGCGCUGCGCUUGAGCCUCUUUGCGCCCCCGAACUGGGCCAGGAAGGACGAGGCCAGCGGGGACAUCAGCAAGGCUGCCCAGGCUCGUGUGGACGCGAACGCGGUCUAUGCACCCAUCUCGCCCACCUCAGCAGGUGUAGGCAACACUGCAAAUAUGCUCCCGCCAGCUACUCCCGUCGUGUCCCCCGAGACACCCGCAAUGCCGCAGCAUCCCAACGCGCCUCUGAGCAAAGAGGAACGAGCAGAACGUGCGGCAAAGGAGAAGGCCGAGAGGGAGACACUCAAGAUGGCCAUCAUCGUCGAAGCGCUGGAUGAGGAUUGUAAACCAUUGCGCGAACCGAAUUUGCAGACAUCAUACCUGCGCGUCAGCUCAUUGCCGGCGCGACAUCCGGACGGCACAGUCGUUGAUGCUGGGGACCGAGUGUGGAGCUUACAGGUCGAAGGCCAAGAAGCAGAGAUCGGUCCUCGUCGAUUUCAGCUGCAAGAGCUAUACGGUCUCUCAUCCAAGCCGCCGCCGGUAUCAGUCCAGAAUACAGACAAUGCAGAGCAUCCGGAAGAUGCUGCCGGGAACGGCGAGGCAGGUAUCGUCGAAGACGCAGGCACUCCCUUGGUCGCGGCCGAUCUCGACGUGUCUAACGGGUCCGAAUGCCUCAUUUGUCUCUCCGACCCGCCAACUACGCUUUUACUUCCCUGUACGCAUGGACUGUGCCUGCAAUGCGCAAUACAACUCCGUGAAAGCGUGAAGGGCAUCAGAGAUUCGGAAAGGCGAAGAGGGAAGCCCCCAAAGCGCAAGUACGCCUGCCCUGUCUGUCGAAGAGUGUACACCUCGAUGCUCCACAUCAGCACCGCGGACGAGAAACAUGUCGCUUAGCAAGCGGCCACUGCCUAAGCGCUUCCUCGGGUCUCACAUCCCAUCGCCGCAACGGCUUCGCCCAAGCUCUGCUGCCCUUGCGUUUUGUUCACUCCUUUCAUGAAUCCAGCAUCUUCACAUUCUGUGUACUCGAUUC